Molecule: messenger RNA, 5569 nt
Organism: Dermochelys coriacea (leatherback sea turtle)
Lineage: Eukaryota; Metazoa; Chordata; Testudines; Dermochelyidae
Gene: GNPDA2
Product: glucosamine-6-phosphate deaminase 2
Exons: 7
Coding region: 212-1000 (262 amino acids)
Biological process (GO): N-acetylglucosamine catabolic process; N-acetylneuraminate catabolic process; carbohydrate metabolic process
Cellular component (GO): cytoplasm
Molecular function (GO): identical protein binding; glucosamine-6-phosphate deaminase activity
Source: RefSeq, a predicted model, not a curated record
CGCAUCUGUUUCCGGGUCCCUCCCGCUUCAGCUUGAAGUGAGGUCGGGUCGGUUUCGCUCUCAGCUCGGUUAGUUCUGUUCCUGGCAGCGCGGAAGUGGCGCGGUCCUGGCUCUACUCGCCCGCCCGGGGGGGCCCUUCUGGUCGCCUUGGUGGCGGGGUUCCUGCUCCCCGUUUAACCUCAUUUUUUCCUGUAAGCGGUUCACCAUCAGAAUGAGACUGGUAAUUCUUGAUGACUAUGAUUUGGCAAGUGAGUGGGCAGCAAAGUACAUUUGUAAUCGUAUUAUCCAAUUCAGACCAAGUCAGGGAAGGUAUUUUACACUUGGUUUACCAACAGGGAGCACACCUUUGGGAUGCUACAAAAAACUGAUAGAAUAUCACAAGAAUGGAGAACUUUCUUUUAAAUAUGUAAAGACUUUCAAUAUGGAUGAAUAUGUAGGGCUUCCAAGAAAUCAUCCAGAGAGUUACCACUCUUAUAUGUGGAAUAAAUUCUUUAAGCAUAUUGACAUAGAUCCUAAUAAUGCUCACAUCCUUGAUGGGAAUGCUCCAGACUUACAGGCAGAGUGUGAUGCAUUUGAAAAAAAAAUUGAAGAAGCCGGGGGAAUUGAUCUGUUUGUUGGAGGCAUUGGUCCAGAUGGCCACAUUGCUUUCAAUGAACCAGGAUCAAGUUUGGCUUCAAGAACAAGGUUAAAGACUUUGGCAAUGGACACCAUUUUGGCAAAUGCUAAAUACUUUGAUGGAGACUUAGCUAAAGUGCCAACUAUGGCACUAACUGUUGGUGUCGGUACAGUGAUGGAUGCUAGAGAAGUUAUGAUUCUCAUAACAGGUGCCCAUAAAGCUUUUGCUUUGUACAAGGCAAUUGAAGAAGGGGUCAAUCAUAUGUGGACAGUUUCUGCUUUCCAGCAGCACCCCCGCACUAUCUUCGUAUGUGAUGAAGAUGCUACUUUAGAACUAAGAGUUAAAACUGUGAAAUACUUCAAAGGUAAUGUUUUAAAUGCAUAAUCAUUUGGAUCAGCUGUUUCAAGUACCUUGGGCUUUUUGCCCCAGAAUGGACUGGGGCUUGUAAAAUCUAGGAAACAUGAAAUCUGGAACCAGGAAGUGGGCCUCAGUUGGUACCUCUUGGGAGGGUGAUCCUGAUGCUAAACUCCGCUGCCUCUGUGGAGAAUGGAUCUUCACUCUGCUCUCAUCUAAUAUGUAGAGCUUGUAAAUAUCAGACUUGUGCCUCUAAAUGUGCUCUCCCUGAAAUGCAUAUCUACUAAUGGGAAAAUUAAAUAUGCUUCAUAAAAGCAGCAGUGCAGUACUUAUCUAAAAAUACUACUUGUUCCUUUAGGAAACACAAAUUGGGGCAUAUGCUCCCUCCCCACUCUUUUCAAAAAGAGAACCAGGCAAUCAAAUGCAAAAAGUGUAGAUGCAACUUUAAAGUAUGGCUCCACUCUGAAGAACAACACACAGGGAACUUGUUGCUGGAGAUACCGUGAAGGCUAAAACUUAUAGCUGCAUUCAAAGAAAGAACUAGAGAGGUCCAUCAAUGAUGACUAGUGAGGAUGGGUGUCUCUAGCUUCUUUGCCAGAAGCUGGGAGUGGAUGACAGGAUGGAACACUCAAUGAUUGCCUGUUCUGUUCAUUCCCUCUGAAGCACCUGGCAUUGGUCACUGUGGGAAGACCAGGAUAUGGGGCUAGAUAGACCAUUAGUCUGACUCAGUGUGAUCGUUCUCAUGUUCUAAGACUUAAGUGUCACUGUGUAUCAACCAUCUUUUGUAUCAAACACAUGCAGUUAACAUAUUCCUCCUUACUUUUUUUUUUUUUUAAACUGCUAGCCCUACAACUAUCCUUGGCUCUGGGCUUAGCUUUUUCCACUUCUCACAUCAGCACUAGUAAUAUUCUUCAGAAUAAGUAAUAUAUGCUUAGUUAAACCUGAGCAAGUCCCCUGUCCUCAGAUAAUGUGUUUAGCAGAAUGUGUAUAAUCUUAUAUUGCCUUCAUUAGGCUUACACAGAAAGAACUGACUGAAGUUUAGUAAACAAUUCUCUUGAUCAGCCACAAAAUGGAACUGGAUCUUUAGCUCGAUUUUCUAAUUGUAUCAGUGCCAAAGUGUUAACGUAAGUGAAAAUUAGUAAAAAUUGCACUUUGAUAUUAAAUGAAUUGAUGACCCUGAAUGACAUUAAAUGAGCAGAUGGUGCAUAAGCAGGUUCUUCGAUAUGAUUCCUUUUCAAAGUAAUCCAUGAUAAAAGUUGCAUAUUUGGAACAUUAAAGGAAAUACAUAUUACAGUGUGUAGCAAGUUAACUGACCACUUCAUAUGUAUGUAAAUGUUCUAUUUGUAUAUUCUUGAUCUUUCAGAUAAUUGGUCUUUAUUCUGAGAGUUUGAUACCAUAAGGUGUAGUCAUAAACAUCUUCAGGCUGUAUGAGCAUAUCAAAGUAUCAUAUAAUUUCUGGUGGUGAAAAACUAUGGAUUAAGAGAAUCGUGCAACUCUCUAACUUGGACACAAACCCACAGCUGCUUUUGUUAAUCUUUAUCAAUGUGUACUUGAAAUUAAAUUGAAACAAGUCUUAAAUAAUGGACCUAUAUGCAUAUCUGAUAAUUGAUUACAGAAUUGUUAAUUUCCAAUUCAUGUCCCUAUUCAGUUCAUUCAUAUGUAGUAGUGGUAUAAUGUCCACGAAUAACACAGGAACAACAUGUUGCUCCUUCUGCCUAAGUGAAUUAAUAGCUAGAUGUCAGUAUAGAGUUGGUUGAUCUUAAAUUUUUUUUGAGUGCCUAUUCUGCUUUUCUCUAGUUCAAUGUAUAUACCUAUGUGCAACUGAAAACAGCAAAUAAACAAUGUAGAUAGGAAAUGUGUCCUGAUACCUAAUGUAAAACAGGCACUGUUGCUUUUUUUUCCCCCCCAAGGUUUAAUGCAUGUUCACAAUAAACUUGUGGACCCACUGUACAGUAUGAAAGAAGAAAACUGAAGAAAGACUUGAGGAACUCCAUGUGGGUAAACAACAUUUUUAGGUAGCAGACACUUACUGCUAUGCAAUAUGCUGAAAACUGGCUAAAAUGGGAAAUCUUAAGUACUGUCUUUUUUAAAAAAAAAAUCCCGUAUCUCUACAUUUACAUUCCAUCUCUAGGCAUGUGUUUUAAUAUUUUGUAGCUGUGAUUUCAUUGGCUGCCACAGUAAGUAAACAGAGCAAAUGUAAAUGGCAGUUACAUACUAUAACAACAAACAGCAGUGUAUUCUUAACACAGCAAUGUACUGUUUGAAUGUGUGGGAGAAAAUUAUACUUUAGCUUAAGCAAAAUUCUACAGCUCCACCAGUACAAGAUACACUUCAUUUCUUCGUGUCUCACUAUAGGCAAAAUGCUUUUGGGCUUUACAUGUCAAACAUUAUGGACUUGUAACAGAUGCACAACUUUGCUUAUGAAGUGCUCUGUUUAUAUCUAAUACACAUUGAACUUUUGCACUUUGGUAGCCUUAAAUUAAUCUUAUACCAAUAGCUUCUGGGCAUUUGUCCUACUGUACAAUACUCAGGCAUAUAAAAGUAUGAAAACUGCCUAAAAAUGAGGACCCUUUCAAACAGUUACAAUAACUUAUGUGCAUAUUAUACUUCUGCCAUAGCACUUUUGUUACAUGUUUCAAGUUUAUUUAGGAAUUUUAUAUUUUGGUAAUUAUGAACUCUAUAGAUAAUAGAUUCAAUAUGUUCCUUUUUGGUGGUGAAUUGUCUAGUUACAUUAAUGAUGUUGUAAUCCAAUAAUUGUAAAGGGAGGUUAAUUUCAGUAAGAGUGCCUAAAAAUCCAGAUGGCUAGUAUUGAAACAAGUCUGACUGUAAACAGAACCACUUUGCAGUACAAUAGUUACUUUGCAGUUUAGAUUGCUAUAAAUGUUGAACUGUUACUAAGAAUGCCACUCUUUUCUACUGUUACUCCAAGUAAAGCUUAAAUUCAUAAAAAUCUUACCUUGUUUUGUUUUUGAUGUGAACUGUGGCCAAAACAAAGAUUUAGUGAAAGGAUAGUGUACCUUUCUUUAGGUAUGGGCAAAGCUUACAUAUUGUACCAGAGCAGCUCCUUUAUGCCAGCAGUAAAUUCCCUUUUAAAAUAUCCACUGAAAGAGAUGGGCUGGAUCUGAUAGUAUGUUCCUCUUCAUCUAUUGUAAUAUUUAAAUAGUCUUGGCUUUCAAAAUAGUAAUUUUCUACAGAUGAAAAACAUAUGUUCCAUAGCCAUAAACGUGGAUUUAUAGUUGAACAGACACUGACCAGUAAGCUGCUGUUUUUCUGCCUUUCUCCUAUAAAACACAUACAUACUUUAAUAGCAAAAUUUUAUUUAUCACACACAAAUCAAGUCUACCAGCCUCUUGUUAACUAUCACUAUAUAGAAACUAAAUGCAAAAAUAACCUUUCCUGCUAAAGUACUUCAUACUUUAAAUUGUCACUUUGCUGGAGUGGCUGAAGAAUCCUACUUUAACACCUCCAGAAAGAUUUAAGUGUGAUCCACCCUACACUGACCUGUAUGUGAGAGUGCUGAGGAUUUUACAUGCUUCAUAUUCUGUUUUUUUGCUAUUGCAGCAUUCAUCUACUACAAGGGUUCUCAAAAGUGGGGGUCAUGACCCCUUAGGGGGCUUGCAAGGUUAUGUGGGGGAUCAUGAGCUGUCAGCCUCCACCCCCAAACCCUGCUUCACCACCAUCAUCUAUAAUAGUGUUAAAUAUAAAGUGCCUUUAAUUUAUAAGGAGGGGGGGAGAGGGUCAUACUCAGAGGCUUCCUGGGUGAAGGGGGGUUGCCAAUACAAAAGUUUGAGAACCACUGAUUACUAAAACUGGCCAAACAGCUGCUAUUUUAUGCAUACAGUUUUUCUAAAAUAGCAGCUCAUGAAGACAAGUUGUGAAAAGGAUUAAUUUCAAUCCUCUAGCUGAGAAUACUAUCUCAGUAAUAGUAACACAAUUGUUUUAUAGCUGUAAUUAAACUUUGACACUACACCUCUUUUGGUAUUGUUUGGAUUAAAGCAGGUGGUCAUGUAUAACCUUCUCCUAAUCUGUUCACUUUAAAACACUGCAUGAAACAAGUUUUCUAAUUCAAAGGACACUUGUCCCUCAAUUUGUCUGGAAUGCAUCAAGUUUAGUUGGAGCCUAAUACAGAAUAGCUGGCUUCUCACCUGUAGUAAAACCUCUUUGCUCAAGUGAUGUGCUAUAGUACUUCCACAGAGCAGGAUGUCCCCUUCAACAGGCUUGUUUUAAGGAAUUCAUUCCUGUAAGCAUGACAGUUUUCUAAACUCUUUUUAGAAGUUGUACCCAACCUUCUGUUACUUAGGUGAGGCAUGUUAUACCAUUUGCUGAAUGUGGGUGAGCUCCCUCUACAGACUGAAUUAGAAACAUCUACCCUGACUUCCUAAGAAACAAACUAAAGACUAAUUAUGCAACAACUCCCUGCCCCACACGCAUUUUUGAAACAGACAUCAGAUACUUAAGCAUCUCAUACUUGUCUUUCACAUUCUUGCCAUAAAUUAGGUGCAUGUCUUCACUCUGACCUAGAUUAGGGGUAUGUCCUCUGUGCUGCCACUUACCUGUAUCCAUGAAAUAGGUGAUAGGAAAGGGAAUUACAUGGGAUCA